Molecule: messenger RNA, 258 nt
Organism: Eurypyga helias (sunbittern)
Lineage: Eukaryota; Metazoa; Chordata; Aves; Eurypygiformes; Eurypygidae
Product: helix-loop-helix protein 13-like
Exons: 1
Biological process (GO): developmental process; regulation of transcription by RNA polymerase II
Molecular function (GO): DNA-binding transcription factor activity, RNA polymerase II-specific; protein dimerization activity; RNA polymerase II transcription regulatory region sequence-specific DNA binding
Source: RefSeq, a predicted model, not a curated record
CACGCCGCCAACGUCCGCGAGAGGAAGAGGAUGCUCAGCAUCAACUCGGCCUUCGACCAGCUCCGCUGCCACGUACCCACCUUCCCGUACGAGAAGCGCCUCUCCAAAAUCGACACGCUGCGGCUGGCCAUCGCCUACAUCGCGCUCCUUGGCGAGAUCCUCCUCUCCGGAUGUGAUCCCAAAUCCUACGUGGAGCAGAGCCUGAAGAACGGUUUGCAAAGCCAACAGCGGGCGACCUGGAAGACAAGCGGUGAGUGA